Molecule: messenger RNA, 564 nt
Organism: Phoenix dactylifera (date palm)
Lineage: Eukaryota; Viridiplantae; Streptophyta; Magnoliopsida; Arecales; Arecaceae
Source: RefSeq, a predicted model, not a curated record
AUGCCUCUAAUGAGAAACCCCCUAGCUCUUCUAUAUAAGGCAGUAGCAACCUCUCUCUUGCUCCCAAGAGUCGCAAUUCUCCCAUUCUCUCACUUCCCUCUCUUUCUUGCUGCGUCUAGCAAUGGAGCGCUCCCGAAGGAUGCUUCCAGCCAUCCUUCUCCUUGUGCUGCUUAUCGUUGCCUCUGAGAUGGCUACGAUGAAGGUGGAGGCAAGAACAUGUGAGUCGCAGAGCCACAGGUUCAAGGGACCAUGUGUGCGCUCUGACAACUGUGCAAAUGUCUGCAAAACGGAGGGCUUCCCUGGAGGGAAGUGUCGGGGCUUCCGCCGCCGCUGUUUCUGCACCAAACAUUGUUGAUGAAUGGCCUCCUAACAUAAAGUAGCAAUGUUGUGCUGGUCAUGAUAAUUUCGUUGUCAGAUUUUGGUGUCUUGAGAAUAACUAGCAUUGGAGUUGUCUUUCAUGGCAGAGAGUUACCUGCUCUGGUUAUGAUGUUUAUGUUCUCCGAGUCCUCGUUUUACAUCGUGCAGUAAAAUCUGUAUCUCAAUAAAGUUUACGUGGUUGUUUAA